AUGCGUAACAGAAAUUAUAAUAUAAACAUUUUUAAUGAAACGACAUUUACGCUUCAUCGUUCUUACCAGAGAUUAAAACAUGGAAAAUGGCUAACAUGGCUUCCGGAGAAAAUUUCUCCAGGAACGAAUGUGACGAUACAGUUCUCUUCAAACCAUUCCAUACAUUCGUAUUCACUCUAUCUAAGUUACGGGGUAGUCCUUGGAAAUGUUAAAUAUAUAUUGGAAAUAAAAUCAAGUAAAACAUCUAAUGGCUAUAAAUUCGUUUCAGAAUUUAACCCUUGCGAAAAACCGGAAUAUGAAAAAAAUGACAAUCCACUCACGUAUUCAGAUUAUACUACGAGUAAUAACAGUAUUUGUAAGGUCUACAAGGAAAUUCUAGAGGUUUCAAAAUCAUCUCCAAUAGACCAGACAACCGUUUGCACCUAUAUUGUACGCAUUCAGGAAAGUAAAGAGGGUGCAAAGAUUAUAAACGAUUGUCGUGAUAGGUUGAGGAAUAUAGUUCUGAAGAAUGGGAAUCCCUUCGACGGAAAAGAGAUUAUUACAAAUUAUUCACAAUAUAUAGGUGAUCAACCAUAUGAUUCUUCACUGGAUUUUUCAUGGGAAUAUAGGACUUCAGACUGGAUUGACAUAUUAAGAAAGUCACAUCGCUCCAUUUUAAUAAGAAUCGUCAAUUUAACCAGUAAGCAUAUGAAAUUAAUUUUACCUUCAAAUGAUUUUACAAAUAAUCCCUUGACAGGAGAAGGUAUUUGGGUUGAAUAUCCAAAUGAGGAGAUUCCAAGUUUAUGUGGUACUAGUUUUGGAUGUAAAUGUAAUGGAUUCUUUGGGGAAAUAUCUGGAAAAUGUACAUAUACAGUUCUAGGUGAAUCUGGCACUUUUGAAUUUAGUUGGGAACAGUCAUCUGUAGGAUCUUUACAUCUAAAUGCAGCUCAUAGUUCCAAUUCAUAUACGAUUGUUAAGCAUGUAGAAUCACUAAACGAGGCGGUUGCCAUGAUUCACAUAAUGGAUCUAUCACAUCCACCUCUAAAAAUUUUGGUAGCUAGAGCUUUAUCCCCAGUCUACGUAAAACAUAUUGAUAUUAAAGCAUUACCAAGGGACCGGAUGGGGGAGGUUAUAUUUGAUCUUAAAUCAUCCAAGAAAAAUAUCUCAACGGAUUCCCAUUCCGAUGAGACAAAAAAUCUGGUGAUAACGGACUUUUUGGUAAAAUACUACAUUAAUUCAUUAGAUCCUGACAAUAGAAAGGAAAAUUACGAUUUUCUUAUUAAAUCUCCCAGAACGUUUUUUGAUCACAUCCAUUCCAAAAACACAAAUUCUCCCAUAAAUAAAAUAACAUCCGACUAUUUUAUAUAUCUGGAGUGGAUUAUAGGGCAUGAAAGGUUUUACAAAGUUUAUAAUCCAAAUGAAAAGAUGUGCCUAGAUUCGUCCAUGGUUGGAGGUAUUCCGGACAAGCAAGUCAUUAUGAAUUCUCAUUUAAUAAAUAUUACAUUUAAUGAGGCAGAAAUUCUUACAAAAGUAAAACAAAUUGAAAGUAAAGGUAUUUUAAAUCAUAACCCUCUAAUAAAUCUUUCAAACACCUCCCUGAUAACAAAUGAAUUUGGUGGAUCAAAUUCUCCAAAAGUACGCCCAUUUCUACGAAAUUUGAGUCAAUCAGAAUUGUUGGAGGUUGUUCUAAUGAUAUUUAAUUCAUUUUGCGACGGUUUUCAACCAUUUAUUGAAAAAAAGAUGGUCAAAAAGUUUGGGGUUGAUUGGUUAAAAAUAUGCAAAAUACCACACGGGCAUAUCUGGAGGAACGAUGAUUCUGUUCGCAUUGAUAUAGAAGGGUUAAUAUAUAUAGUUACUGCGUACUGGAUGGAACUUUUUGAUGAGAUUUUUGGUGAAUCCACUAUUUUACACACUAUUCAGGUCAUUCUUCAAUUUAAUAAUAACACACAUUUAGACUGCUGCAAUUUACUGGGCUAA
Molecule: messenger RNA, 1956 nt
Organism: Theileria equi strain WA
Lineage: Eukaryota; Apicomplexa; Aconoidasida; Piroplasmida; Theileriidae
Exons: 1
Coding region: 1-1956 (651 amino acids)
Source: RefSeq, a predicted model, not a curated record